GCCAAAUUUUGAGCGGGCGCUUCUCUCACUCAAAGACCUUCUUCAACCUCCAAACCAAACGCUAGAGAGCUCCAAACCCUAGCAACCAUGUCCACCGCCAAAGCCACCACCAGGAAGAGGCGCGCGGCCGAGCCCGACCUCGCCAAAUCGGCCAACCUCGAUCUCGAUCUCGACCUCUCCAGUGAUAUCAAAGGAAUCAUGUCGGCUCUGCAACAGAUCCGAGAGAAGGCGCACAAGGACGGCCUCAAGAAGAACGAAGAGACCAUUUCCAGUGUGGCUGCUGAAGUCAGGUCUGUGAUUGAUGAACUGAAGUCGAAAGUUGAGAAGGACAGGCAAAGUUUCGCGAAAUCACUUUCAAAGAGCUCAAAAGAGUGUGAGAAUUGCUUGAAGACUGAAACUACCAAGUUCCAAGCAGUUUACGAGAAAUUCUGCAAGGAUCAAGCGAACCAUCUACAAUCCCUGAAAGGUAUCAUUUCAAACUUUGAAGAAGAGAAGGAAAGGCUAUUCACUCGAUAUGAGCAACUCAGAAAGAGAGAGAGAACUAUGAUAUCAGAGCAUGAAAAAGCUUGCACCGAUAAAAUUUCCAAGUUAGAAGAGUCUCUGAAAAAGAAGAAGCAGGACAACAAAACUUUCAGCGUUUUGAGGAAAACUCUUGGUUCAUUUCUGGACGAUGAUGCUUCAGAUGAAGAAGGCGUCCCACUUGAUGAUUGAAUUUGCUUGAUAAUGCAAAUAGAUAGUAGUACAGGCAUCCUAUUAGAGCGACUUGGUACUCAAAACAACAGUGGAGUAGUUUAGUUUCGGGCUUACUUAUUUCCGCCAAAAGAUUCUUAAUCUCUUGAACAAUUUCUAUAUGGCUUGGUAUAUAUAUAGUGCUGCUAUAGGUAAGAAAUUCUCUUUCUCAAGUUCAUUAUGGUCACUAUGGCAGUGAACCAAAGUACUCGCUGCUGACAGUUCCUAGUAGUUAUGAUCUAAUUGCUUUGACUUUCAAGAGUGCA
Molecule: messenger RNA, 995 nt
Organism: Rosa rugosa (rugosa rose)
Lineage: Eukaryota; Viridiplantae; Streptophyta; Magnoliopsida; Rosales; Rosaceae
Exons: 8
Coding region: 88-711 (207 amino acids)
Source: RefSeq, a predicted model, not a curated record